AUGGUGAUUCGAGAUUUAACUCUGCGCAGUGCUGCUAGCUUUGGUUCUUUUCAUCUGAUCCGUCUGUUAUAUGAUGAAUAUAUGUUUUACUUAGUUGAACAUCGUGUUGCUCAAGCCACAGGAGAGACACCUAUUGCAGUUAUGGGAGAGUUUGGUGAUUUAAAUGCUGCGUCUCCUGGAAACAUGGAUAAAGAUGAAGGCAGUGAAGUUGAAAGUGAAAUAGACGAAGAGCUGGAUGACUCUGGAGAGCCACAAGCAAAGAGAGAGAAGACUGAAAUUAGCCAGGCCUUUCAGGUGGGCUGCCUGCAGCCAGUACUUGAGACUGGAGUACAGCAGAACCUUUUGAACCCUCUUCACAAUGAGCACAUCGUUACAGCUACUCAAACGAUCAGACAGUGUAGUGCUACUGGAAAUACAUAUACCGCAGUCUAACAAAUAUUUAAAGCUCUUUUUUCAGAUUGUAUUAGCCCUGUUGAUGUUGGGCAUAUCAUAGGGGAGGGGAGGGAUGCAAAAAAGAUUUCUGAAAGUCGACUAUUGUCAAAUUUUAUCUGUACUUUUACUGGAGUUGUGAAAUGGAAUGGGUCUAUGUAUUUUGUCAGAUUUUGGGGGGGAAAGGUAAAUACAAUCAUUUUACACUGGCCGCUUAAUAUAAAGAGUUUUCUUAGUUUCAAAAGUCAAGAAGCAUUUUUGCGAAGAUUAAUGUUAAUGUUUUUGUCCUCUUUAUAAUUAAAAGUAAUUUAAUUUUUUCAUAGUUCUUACAAAAUAUUUUAAUGUUAACUGUUAGUCAUGGUGAUUUCGUAUAAAUAGGGUUUUUAAUUAAUUGCACUCUGAAAUAUCAAGAAUUUUCCUCUUUGAUUUACACUGGAGGCAUGCUCAUUUGAUAGCAGCUGCAUUAAAAUUAUUAUUAAAAGGCAGCUUUCAUUGGAGAGAACUGGAAGAUACUAUUUUGAUACAUUUCAGAGUGCUCAACAGAUAUAUUGGAAAAUUUAUUAUAAUUCUAGAGAACAUAGAUUGUCUUCUUUCUCAGAGGAAGAGUGAUUCUUACUGUUUGCAGGAUAAAUGAGAGCUCUGAUAGCACAUGGUAAUGUGUACUUAAUAAAGGUACAGAUGAUACCAUUAUGGACAAUUCAAGCUUCCUUAAAUCAAUUUUAAAUUUUGGGAUACUAGCUCCUCUCUCAUAAGACUACUGAUUUCAGGUACAUUUUGCCCAAAAACUGACUCUGUGCAACCUCCAUUCAUUUUAAUUAGAGUUUUACAAGAUUCAAAUUAAGGCAUCUUUGAUUUACAACAAGAGCAAAAUCACAUUUAAGUGAGUGGAGGUCAUGCUACAGAAGCAUUUGUUGGGUUCUGCACUUCAUAUACAUAUGGGACCACUACCCAGAUGCAUUCUGCUCUUCAGUGCUGAUGUUAGAUACUGAAGUUUUUUAAAAAGCAUCUUGAUUCCUUCUUUAAGUGUAUGUGCUACUUAUGCUGAACUGGACAUGCAGGAAACCAUUCCUUUCAGAUGACUUUUUAAUUCUAUGUCCUUUUCCUCAUGAUAGUUCAACCUGCUGCUCUUGUUAAAGAUAGUUUAUAGGAUGCAAGGAAUGUAGCAACCUGCAUUGUAAUUUUGCUCAGAAUAAUUCCUGGUUCUUAAGUGGAUUUCAUUUUAUAUAAAAAUGUUUUAAAGGCAGUGAAACUGGCACAUGUCACUUGUACUUAUUUCCCAAUUGCGUAGAAUUUGAAUAGGUGGCUAGACGGACCAUUGCCAUUUAAGAAUGUACAUCAGGGAUCAUUGUACCUCGGCUAUUACAUGGUGCCUUAAACAGAACUGAAGCUAAGAUUUUCUUGUUAAUAACUCUUACAUUGAUUCAACAAAGUGUGCCUGUCUUCUUUCUUUCUUUCUUUCUUUCCCCCUUUCCUUCAGAUUCCCUAAACAGUAAGGGCA
Messenger RNA from Python bivittatus (Burmese python), 1927 nucleotides. NCBI's taxonomy places the organism in Eukaryota, Metazoa, Chordata, Lepidosauria, Squamata, Pythonidae. The record is from RefSeq and is a predicted model, not a curated record.